Molecule: messenger RNA, 432 nt
Organism: Diutina rugosa
Lineage: Eukaryota; Fungi; Ascomycota; Pichiomycetes; Serinales; Debaryomycetaceae
Gene: RPS16A
Product: 40S ribosomal protein uS9
Exons: 1
Coding region: 1-432 (143 amino acids)
Biological process (GO): maturation of SSU-rRNA from tricistronic rRNA transcript (SSU-rRNA, 5.8S rRNA, LSU-rRNA); translation
Cellular component (GO): cytosolic small ribosomal subunit; ribosome
Molecular function (GO): RNA binding; structural constituent of ribosome
Source: RefSeq, a predicted model, not a curated record
AUGUCCAGCGCCAACAGAAUCCAGUCGUUCGGCAAGAAGAAGUCCGCCACCGCCGUCGCCCACGUCCAACAGGGCAAGGGUCUCCUCAAGAUCAACGGUUCCCCCAUCACCUUGGUCCAGCCCGCCGUGCUUAAGGACAAGGUCUUUGAAGCCCUCACCAUUGUCGGCCUCGACAAGUUCGCCGGCAUUGACAUCAGAAUCAAGGUGUCCGGUGGUGGUCACGUCUCGCAAGUCUACGCCAUCCGUCAAGCCAUCGCCAAGGGCCUUGUCGCUUACCACCAAAAGUACGUCGACGAAGCCUCGAAGAACGAAUUGAAGAAGAUCUACACCGAGUUCGACAAGACCUUGUUGGUUGCCGACAAGAGAAGAAUGGAACCCAAGAAGUUCGGUGGUCGUGGUGCCAGAGCCAGAUUCCAAAAGUCGUACCGUUAA